This is a messenger RNA of Aphanomyces invadans, 8651 nucleotides long. RefSeq lists its product as hypothetical. The record is from RefSeq and is a predicted model, not a curated record. Bases 46 to 7287 code for a protein of 2413 amino acids. Gene Ontology annotation, molecular function: inositol 1,4,5 trisphosphate binding; inositol 1,4,5-trisphosphate-gated calcium channel activity. Gene Ontology annotation, biological process: calcium ion transmembrane transport. Lineage: Eukaryota; Oomycota; Saprolegniomycetes; Saprolegniales; Verrucalvaceae. The transcript is spliced from 27 exons. Gene Ontology annotation, cellular component: endoplasmic reticulum; membrane.
GAACAAUCCAGUUACGUUGCCGACGUUUCGACGGGCAGCAUCGGCAUGGCGACGCAGCCGGCAGCCGUUGGGAGCGCCGGCACAGCGAGUCGGAUCGCGGAAGGCGGGCAUGACCCUCGGCAGCACUGCCUUCUGUUUGGCCUUCCGAUAGUACUUUAUAAUCAACAACUUCCGGGCUAUGUUGGCGCCGAAGGCUUUGGGGACUUGCGCGUGACACUCCUUAAGACGUCUCGGCAGCACGUCCGACCAGCAGACUCCUCGUCGUUAGACAGUGUCGACGUCGACAACGAGCUGGUGCGUCACAAUUUCAACGAACGAGUGUUCGUCGUCGUGCCAGCCCAGCAGCACGCCGCGUCCACAGCCUUGCGAAAGUACCUAGCGGAUCACGACGCGGACCCCAUGUCGGCGCUCGAAUCUCGCCUGCGCGAAAGCGCGCGACUGGAAAAACGCUUGAACGACGACGCUGUCCACGCAUCAUGCGGCCAAGUGGUCACAUAUGGCCAAUCCAUCCAGCUGCUUCACGUGAACUCGUCCAAAUUCGUGGCAGUGCGACCACGCAUGCUGUCGGACACAGAGCGCGACGCGAUGAAGGUCGAGCUUCUCGCGGAACCGUUCGAAGACGCACACUUUCAGAUCCAGUCGCCGUACCGCCACUUGUGUCCUGGCGACGAAGUCCUGCUCCACGAUGACGUUGUGUUUGCGAGCGGCACGUGGCAGGUACAACUCCAUGUGGGCUACAGACUGUCGAUGGCGCAGCACGCGGCAGGGGGCGGCUCCGACUUUGUCGAGGUCAACGGGUCGGCGAGUGGCGAUGCGUUCUACAUUCAACGGUUUGCACAUAUUGAUGCACCGACACACUGCCUUCGCGGUGGAGACCUUGUCCGGUUUCUGCACUGCCGAGUGGGGACGUUUCUAUCUAGCGAAGGGGACGCCGUCCGCCUUUGUCACCAGUCGAGCGACGAAGGUGGAGGGUUCCAUUCGGUCCAGAGCCUCUGGCAAGUUCAGCACGUCGAUCUCUUGAACGGAAACGAGGUGGCCGUGUCCAAUGUGUGCUGCAUCCGUCAUGUCGCCACGCGCCAGUUCCUCGUUGUUCAGGACAUCAAUGGGUGCCCAACGUGCACGUUGACGCCGCAUCGGACCUCCAGGAGCCACUUCACACUUGCCACCGAGUCGUUUCUGAGCGGGCGGCUCCUGCGCCACGACCGCCCCCUCUUCUUGCAACACGUGACGACAGGGGGAUGGAUCGGGCUCCCACCUGGCGCCACGGAUCCUACCGCCGCCGUCGUAUCCAACGCAGCCACCAGCGUUGAAAAAUCCAACGCGUUUCGGCUUCAAAUCAUCCAGCCUUCAGAAGCCACCGAGUCUCUGUUCUUGUUGUCGCUCUUGCCCCAGCUCCAAGGCGUUCACGAUGAGCUCGGUCGCCUUGUCCACCAGAACGGCGCUGACCCGCACAAUCUGCGAAGCUCCACGUUGUGGAUUGUUCACAUCCUGGACGAGCUGUCCCGGUUCUGUAUCGACACAAGGGACGACCGCGGCGCGCCGAUUGCAGCUCGUCAAAAUGUCCUCGUCGAGAUGGACUGCAUUGGGCUGGUAGUGCGGCUGCUGCAGCAGCCAUUCGUCGACUGGGCUGGGCCGUUGUCGAUGGCCGUUUUCUGCAAUGCCGCAGACGGCGACGCGCCGCCGUCCAGUGCGACAUCGUCGGACCUUUGUAGCUCCAUUCGUACGAUCUGCCAGCACAGCUACAAGCUCCUCGUGCACCUCGUGCGGCUGAAUUCGAAAACAUCCAUCGUGUGUGCGGCGCACCUGGGAACGUUUGGUCGGCAGGUUGGGUUUGACGUGCAUGCCGAGGCAUUGGUCCUCGAGCUCCUGUGCUCGUCCGAGUCGUUGGUGACGGCCAUUUCGGACAACGUGGUCACGCUCUUUGUGACAUUGCUUCGAGAACGUGGCCGCCAAGCGGAUUAUGUCGACUACCUGACCAAGUUGUGCCAGUUCAAGGCGACUGGCAUCCAAGCCAAGCAAGUCGCACUGUGCGGGCACUUAUUUCCCACCACCGCCGCCACGGUCGCAGAGGUCGGGAUCCUGCUCGACGUGCACGUCACGUCAAACCAUCAACUCACCGUGUGCCACCCGUCGACAAACGAAUGGACACCAAUCGCCCAGCUGGUGGCGGCGGACAAAGGGCUCGCUCGAUACUUUCUCGCCACGAUCCGCAUGCUCUCGGCCAUGUGCUGUUCGCGCAACUACAUUGCUAUCCACGCCGUGGAGAAGCAGUUUCCUCGAGAUGCAGUCGUUGCCGUCGUUCAAGAUAGCCGUGUCCACACCAAGAUGCGCGCGGCGUUUUGCCGAUUGCUCGCAGCCGUGUACGUCGAUCGGUUGCCUCACGAAGUACUCCCGCGGCCGAAGCGCGUGUUUGUGUCUCCCACCGUGAAGAUGCCGCCUGGAACAGAAGCUUCUGUCCCGAACCCAGUCUCGACCGAUCGAAACGAUGCCGACGGGUUCUUUCCUGCGCUCAAGACAGUGCUCAACGAGACGUUGGCAGCUUGUCAAGGCACCUUGACUGCGUCCCAGAGUCACCUCCUACUCGGGAUGCUACCGCUGUGUAUUCAAAUGCUGUCGUUUGGUUGUUAUACAGACGAAUCCGAGCUCAAGACGCUGGUGCAAGCUCUCGUCCCAUUGCUCCGCGACCACAUGCAGACGAAACCCAUACCGAUAACGUCGACGUCGCCUCUCGCGCGGCUUCGAAAUACCUCGCUGCGACCAACACCGCUUCCUUCGUCGAUCGAAGAUCGGCCAGCUGCGCCGACAACUUCCACGUCGUCGCAGACAUGCGCCAGCGGCCCGGCAUCAACAGCCCAGAUUCGCAAAGCCUCGAUAAGCGAACAGGCGCAGACACCACGGAAACAACACUCGAUCCAUAAAUGCAAACUCCUGCUGUGCCAGAUCCUCACGUGGACGUUGCGACUGAGUAUGGAUGCACAACUGGAUGGGAUCGUGAGCUGGUUCUUUACCCAGUCCUUCGUUCGUACCGAUGCAUCUGGUGUCAGCCCAGCCAAGGUUUAUGCAGAGCUCGAAGCCAAGUGGAUGGCAAAUCACGCCGCGAUCGGGACGUCGUGCGAAUCGAUUCUUUGUGGCGCGACCUUGUUUGACCGACUCGUGCAUGGCCAUGACUGGACGGCAGCGCUCCUGACGCUCGUGGCGUCCGACUACCCUGCUCUGGUGUCUACCGCUCUCGACUUGCUCGGGAGCUCAUUCAACGUCCACCGCGAGCUGCGAAAGCACUUGGAACAUGUCAUCGUUGUGCCGUCGGACCAUGCCUACUCCAUGUACACCAACAUGCGCGUCAGCGCGUCGGUUCUGCGUCUCUACGAAGAAACGAGCGAAACGUGGCUGUCGAUGCGGGCGGGAGAGACGUGGAAGGACGUCCUGAGCAGCCUCGAGUGGUUCAUCGACGUCCUGGCAACGACCGACGAUUUGACGCAAAUUCAGGAGCUCGUUCGCGGCCUCGGUGUGGACGACCUCGUUGUCAACAUCACGCGCAGCCUCGGCAACUUUCUCGUCGCGACGCCUCGCACUGCGUCGAACCGAGUGUUUCUGCGGCGCCAAGAGCAUUUGUUGGACGGGUGCUACCGCUUCUUUGUGUUGUACACGUGGCAAAACACACCCGCCCAGACAAAGCUCCACGACCACGUGGAUUUUUUCAAACACUGCGUAAGCCAUCGCCACAUGCCCGUCGCCAUCUUUUACGCCAUCUACCACAACAACGUGGCAUUGUGCCGAGCGCUGCCGCCUUGGUUGGUCCCGUUCGUUGUCGAUUUGAUUGACCAAACUGGACCAGUCGCCGAGUAUGUCGACAUCCUUUCUGCGCUGGCCGUGUGCAAUGGAGUCCCCAUGAAAGACAACCAAAAUGCCAUCAGCUUACAACUGUUGGCCAGCCAUCGAAAACCCCAUGUCGUCGACUCUGCGCUCGAUCUGUCCGCUGUGACCAACGACAGUGAUGGUGUAGCUGCCUUGGACACACUGCUCGAGCCGCCCAAGACCGAUAUGCUUCGUGUCCCUCGCAAAGCCCUCUUUGACCGAGACGACUCUGUCACCCAAGGCGCAGCGGACCGACAACCAAGUCGCAUCCAUUCGAUUCAAGAACGUAUUUUGAGCCUAGUUGGCCGCUUCGCCACCGUAGUCGGCGACGACGCUUCCACAAGGUUGCCAACGUUGACUGCAGUCCCAUUUGUCUUGACACAGAAAGCGACGACUCAUGGAGUCGCCCAGACGUUCGGCACCAUCGAAGCGUCGCCCAGGCCUGUCUUGUACCAGGCCAAACUGUUGGAACUCCUGGCAAACCUCACGUUGGGUGCCAACUUUGUGUGCGAAGCUCGGCUGCAGGGGCUCAUCCCCCUGGACUCGCUCGUCCGCGCCCUCCUUCGGAAGGGAUUGCCAUUGCCGCUCAAGUGCAAACUUGUCAAGGUGCUCCAUGAAGGCUGGCUACACACCGAACAGUUUGUCGCCGAAGUCGCGGGGAGCCACACACUCGUUCAAUUCAUUGCGUGCCAACCAUCGAUUCUUCGGGCCAUGGUACAGCGCGCCAGGUCAAGCGAUGAAAGCCAUUCCACUUCACACGAAGCCUUGUUUGUGCUGGACAGUCUCCUCCCCAUGCUGGUGCACUAUUUUCGCCAUCAUUGCGACGGCGAAGUGAAGCAUGAUCUCGUCGGACCUCUCAAAGACCUGGUCGACAUCUUUUCAAGCGUUGUGCAAACUACCCCACCGAGGCAUCCAUGGUUGGGCAACAUGACUGCCGCCACCGUCGACGCGAUUCAUGCGUUCGUUGACGUGGCCAGCACAUUGUUGCGUCAGCCACGGAUGGCGCUUCCAGCCCCAUCGACGUCCACACUUGCGGCGAGUCGUGGCAGCGGCGGGCUGUCGGAGGCGCAGUCGGCGCUCAAGGCGUUUGCAAAGUGGUUGCAUGUCGCUCCGUUCUACGUAGCUGCCAUCGACCGCGACAAGCGCGUCAUGCUCGAUGCGUUCAUGCACACGAAUACGGCAGACCCGCCUCGGCGAACAACCAUAUCAGCGCGACUUUCCGUUGUCCGAGUGCAUCCAACCAAGAAGGGGAGCAGCGCACCGCCCGGAAUCGACGCCAAGUACCUCGUCGCGCGGCUCAUUGCGCAUGCAAACAACAGCGAGAUCCGUCUUGGCCAACCGGCUCAUCAUUCGACGCUCGAGAUCCUGACGAUCUUGGAGCAAGUGUCGUCUUCGAAUGCAACGCAAGCGCUCGUGCAUCUCCUCGGCGCACCCAAGAUGAUGGUCGAACUGGGGUGCCGCGCACACGAUCACGACGUGGCUACCCACAAGGCGCUCGUUUUGUUGGCCAUGUCGCUGCUUCGCCAUGGGGGAUUCGAUGCGCAGGAGCAAUUCUUCGCGUUGUUGAGUAUGGGGGCGAAUGUCAAGUGGUUUGAUCGCGUCGGCAAGUACCUCCGUGCGGCGAUUGCCGCCGUCGACACCAGGCAUCCAUCGGAGGGCCAGCAGGAUCUCGAUCGCAACGCAGGAACGACGAAUCUCUUGGAAAUGCUGCGGUUGCUGUGCGAAGGACACCACUCCAAGUUUCAAAACCUCCUGCGGCACCAGCCAUGCAGUCACCCGUCCGUUAACGUCGUCGAGCUCGUCGUGGUGCUCUUUAACGAGUUGGUACGGACGCUGACACCGACGUCGGUUCCUGUGCUCCUCAAGACGUUUCAAGCCAUCGUCGAGUUUAUUCAAGGACCAUGCGAAGGCAACCAACUUGCCGUAAUCGAUCCGUCCGAACUCCACGGAGGCACCUUUCUCGACUCGAUCAAUGUACUCCUGAGCCUGUCCAACGCCGAGCCCGGGUUUGCCCCCGGCGACGUGCACCGCCUCAAAUACAUGUGCUCGCUGGCGCUGGUGGCGCUCGUGGAAGGCCGCACGGACACAAUCAUCCACGAUCGCAUGGCGACUUUGCUUUCGAUGCGUCUGCUCAAGGAGACCCUGGUCGCUGUCUACACGAGCUUUGCGAAGCGGCACGAAGGCCGUUACACGGAAGCCGCGUUCGACCCGGACUUGCUGUCGGCGGAAGGCAGGCAGCGCGACAACUACGUCGUCCGCUUGAUCAAGAUCACGCUUGGCCAGGCGCACAUCCCACCGGCCGACGCGACGCCCGCGACGUCGGCAUCACCAUCCGCGGCGACCUCGACCACGGAAAGAGCCGACGAUACGGGGUUUCCCCGAAACCCGCUGCUCGGGGCACUCCUGCCUGGCCCCACGUCGCCGCCGAUGCAGUUUAUGCUCAACGCAGGAUUUAACAUUUACAUCCUUUUCCACCGCCUCUUGGAAGUCCCGGCGGUCGCGCACAUCCUCCGAUCCAGUCUCAUUCCGUCGGACGGAGACCUUCGAGACUUGGAAGAGUCGCCGCUAGCGUUGAUGAAUCCAAUCGUGGCCGCGUUUAACGCUCGCAGGCGGCUCCAGCGCUUGUCGCAGCUCGUGAAGUCGGACCGAGACGUGUCGUACGUGGAAGCGUACGCGUUUUUUCAUCGGUACUGCGCGUCGGUGGAGGUUCACGUCGGGGGCGACAAAAGCGGCGACGUCCCGGUCAUUCCGGGCAACAACUUGAAAAGCGCGACGACCGACGGACGGCCACGGCGGCGACUCCAACGAUUCUACUUUCCCAAACCACCCGUGUGCGCAUUCCUGACGUCCGAUAUGCGAAAUGCUGUCAUGGACAACAUCAACCGCGACUCGCCCGCGGAAAAAAUCCAAGAUCUGUUUCAGCGGUCCGACGCGAUCAUUGCGGAAAUGACGCACCGGUACUUGAUGUCGUUUGCGGGCGAUAAGCUCUUCACGUGGGGCAAAUUGCUCUCGUUCGGGUUCGCCAUCGUGCUCAACAUGCUCCUCAUUGCGUGCUACGUCGACAUGGGAGACCCUCGUUUUGAGAGUCUUGCGCUGGCAUUCCAGAGCCCCGACGACGCGUACUAUCACAUUGGGUGCGUCGGAGCCAUCGGCGGCGUCCCCAUCACGUCCAUCAUCCGCGUGUUUGGUCUCUUCCAAGUCAUUGUGUCUGUCGGCAUCGUCCUCUUGUACGCGUUCACAUAUGGCCCGCUGAUCAUGCUGGAAGGAUGGAAGCGCCACGCUGGCAAGGCCAAGAAGGCGGUGGCGUCGACAUCGGCGUCUCUCUUGCACGAGGCGGGUGCACCAUUUCGAUCUCCGUCGUCCCAAUCGAUUGCAGCCGUACGUGUCGAUCGGCGCGCGGUCGUGCCGGUGUGGGACCGCCGCGUGGGUUAAGGACUGGCUCGUGUGUAGCUUGGAGCCACCUCGCCGUCCGCCACGGCGUACUCGUUGACGAUAGGCGGCGUGCAUUUCGAGAACGUCCGACCAGCCAACAUUGGGCGAUCGCUUGUGUUUUUGCUGCUGAACCCGGUGUAUGUGUAUUACGUCGUGUACUUGAGCAUGGCGAUCAUGGGCUUUGCCGGGCACAACUUUUUCUUUGCGUUCCACUUGUUUGACAUCCUCCUGCGGUCGGUCUCGCCCGUUCCUCGUCCCGCUGCGGUUCCGACGUGGGUGACGUAGGUUCCCGGAGCUCACGAUCAUCGUGCAUGCCGUCGCGUGGCCGUGGAAGAGCCUCGUCCUGUCGUUCUGCCUCAUGAUGAUAGCCAUCUACAUCUUUGCCAUCGUCGGGUUCACGUACUUUCGGCAUCAGUACCCGACCGUUGCGUCGAGCGCGGCCAACUCGACCGACACAAUUGCCGAGUGCGGGAUGCUGCUGUCGUGCUACCUCACGACAUUUGACCAGACGUUCAAAAACAACGGCGGCAUUGGGUCGUACAUGGCGACGCAAACCCCCGACGACAUCAUGAACUGGGGCCCGCGCCUUGUGUUCGACAACUUGUUCAACAUAGUGAUCUUGCUCAUCAUCGUGAAUAUCUUUUUUGGCAUCAUCAUCGACACGUGCGCGAUCGGUGUCCCGUCUAUGGCCUGAUCGUGCGACGGACGCGUAGGUUUGGCGACCAGCGCAGCCGCAUGGAAGCGCGCGCGAACGACAUCGCGGGCAAGUGCUUUGUGUGCAGCUUGAGCCGCGAAACAUUUGACCGGGUCGCUCCCCUGGGGUUUGAGCACCACAUCAGGAACGAGCACAACCUGUGGAACUAUGUGUUUUUAGUCGCCCAUCUUCGUUUCAAGAGCGAAAACGAAUUCGACGGCGUCGAGCAAUACCUCUGGCGAUGCAUCCGAUACGAAGACUAUUCCUUUGUCCCGUUGUACCAUGCUCUCGCCCUCAAGCACGACGCGUCCGUCAAACAUGACAGUGCUUGACCGCGUGUCGUCCAUGUAAAGCGUGCAAUCGAAGGAAGCACAUCGCUUUUCUUGGUGUCCCUACGCGACGACCGUCGUGGAAUGAUGCGAUGGGGUGCACGGUGUUCGUGAAUGGAAGCAGUCCACCAUCCCAACGAGGGAGAGCUGCACAUGGUGCAGGUAUUCAUUGCGCCGCGUGCUGACGGUCGAACUGACCCAUGGAGACCUGGCCAACCCCAGAUGUGGCAUGUCAAGCCGGCACACGUUCAACAUUGAGAGUUGCGAGUGCUUGUCGAGGGGUUGCAGCGCCUUGCCGACACUUCUCAUAUGUCCGAACAUCCGUUUGAAUUGUCGGUAAG